AUGGCAAUUAAAAAGUUAAAGAACCUCCAGUGGUACGACCACUUAUGGGAGGAAUUUAUUCCAUUCAUCACAGCUGGAAAGGUACACCUCAUUGUUCAAGUGACUCAAGAGAAUCCUGAACCAGUCGAAAGUCUGUCUGAAAAGAGUUUUUCUGCGACCGAAGGAGAAAAGAAUCCUUUCAGUUCCUCAAGAGUUAGAACAUAUUCUAGUAUCAGCUCUUCUUCAUUUGGAAAUGAAAGCAAUUUCACUAUUCUUUAUGGACGGCCAGAUUUGAAAGAAUACAUAUCAAGGGGCAUUCAAGAGGAAUGUGAUAAGAACUACAGGAAAGCUUUUGCUUGCCUUGGGUGUGGUCCUGCUUCCUUCAAUGGAGAAAUACACAGAAUCUGUGAAAAGGACAAGUGGAUUGAUGCUGCUCCUCAAGUUUACUGCUACACCGAAUCUUUCGGCUAA
Messenger RNA from Clavispora lusitaniae ATCC 42720, 450 nucleotides. Lineage: Eukaryota; Fungi; Ascomycota; Pichiomycetes; Serinales; Metschnikowiaceae. The record is from RefSeq and is a predicted model, not a curated record.